AUGAAGGCCACUGCCCUUGCUUUGUUGGCUGCGGCCACAGUGGCUCACGCUCAAGUUGCAACUACUUCAGAGCCGGCUCUCUCUGCUAUCAAAGCAGCAGCAGCAACAACCCUACCAGAAACAACCACUUCUAAUGUGAAGGGUCUUGCUUUCAACCGGUUUUACCAGGUGUGGCUGGAGAACAUUGUAAGCUACCCUCUACUAAUGGGGAAUUCCGAGUAUUCGGCUGCAGAUGAAAAUAUGCAGUGGCUGGCCAAGCAAGGUAUCUUGCUGACCAACUUCUAUGCAGUGACCCAUCCUUCUGAGCCCAACUACUGCGCAGCAGCUGGUGGUGAUACCUUUGGCAUGGACAAUGAUGACUUCAAGCAAAUGCCAGCCAAUGUCUCCAGCAUCGCAGAUGUGCUCGACACCAAGGGCAUCUCGUGGGCCGAGUACCAGGAGCACCUGCCGUACCCUGGCUUCCAGGGCUACAACUACUCUAACCAGGAGACUUAUGAUAACGACUACGUGCGCAAGCACAACCCUCUGGUUCUCUAUGACUCGGUUGUCAAGAACGAGACUCGUGCUCGUCAGAUCAAGAACUUCACGGAUUUUGAAAACGAUCUGUCCGACAAGAAGCUUCCGCAGUGGGCUUUCAUCACCCCCAACAUGACCAAUGAUGCUCAUGACACCAACAUCACUUUCGCUGCGAAGUGGGAGCGUAGCUGGAUGUCCACUCUGUUGAAGAAUGACUACUUCAUGAACGACACCGUUGUUCUUUUGACUUUCGAUGAAGAUGAGACCUACCCCAAGAGCAACCGAGUCUUCAGUGUGCUCGUUGGAGGCGCCAUUCCUGACAACCUCAAGGGCACCGAGGACGACACUUUCUACACUCACUAUUCUACCCUUGCGACUGUAGAGGCUAACUGGGGGCUGCCUUCUCUUGGUCGACUGACCAAGAAUGAACAGUGGGACUGUGGUGCCAACAUUUUCCAAAUUGUCGCCAACAAGACCGGCUAUGUCAAUUACGAUGUGGAUACCACCAACUUGCGUCUGAACGAGACCUACCCUGGCCCCAUGUCGGAUGGCGAGUACUCCACGUUCUCAGCGGACUGGCCAGUUCCCGAGACCGAUGCCAAGUGCUCUGCUGGUCACGGCAUCUUGGACAUUGUCAAGGAGACCUACUCUAACCUCAAGCCCACCUACAACUACACCAGCCCCUAUCCUUGGGACUCAAAGGCGAACUACAACACCAAUGUCACUGCUACUCGUAAGUCGAGCACCACUUCGACUACAACCAGCUCAGCGUCUGGUACCUCCACCUCAACCAGUGGUGCUGGCAUCAUCAACGUGUCCACUACCUCCGCUAUUACCUGUGCCCUAAUCGCGCUUUCUUUCUGCCUCAACGGGUUGAUCUGA
Messenger RNA from Penicillium macrosclerotiorum, 1398 nucleotides. RefSeq names its product acid phosphatase PHOa. Gene Ontology annotation, biological process: phospholipid catabolic process. The transcript has 5 exons. NCBI's taxonomy places the organism in Eukaryota, Fungi, Ascomycota, Eurotiomycetes, Eurotiales, Aspergillaceae. Bases 1 to 1398 code for a protein of 465 amino acids. The record is from RefSeq and is a predicted model, not a curated record. Gene Ontology annotation, molecular function: hydrolase activity, acting on ester bonds.